AUGGCUCUCACAAGGUUCACGAAGUUCCACCCGCCCACAUUCGACGGGGAAGUGAUUGAUCCUUGGACGGUGGAGACUUGGUUGGCCGCUAUGGAAACCCUGUUCGAGGACAUCUAUACUGAGGAGCGGGACAAGGUGAAUCUGGCCACGCAUUGCUUCGAUAAGCGGGCCAGGGUAUGGUGGAAGAGAGUGAAACAGGAUCGAUCUCUGGAUCUUCCCCCGAUUGAUUGGGAGGAGUUUCGAAGAUUGAUGUUCGCGGAGUACCUUCCUGACAACGAUAAAAGGAAGAUGCGGGAAGACUUCAGAAAGCUUAAGCAAGGCAACUGCAUGGUUCGGGAGUAUGAGCGGGAGUUCACCCAUCUCCUGAACUGCGUUCCGGACGUAGCGAAGACGGAGCGAGACCGGGGGGAUUACUUCGUGAGGGGACUCCGACCCGGAGUGUUUCGGGCGGUGCAUGCCUUCAAGUUCCACACUUUUGCGGAGGCUUUGGACCGUGCCUUGUGGGUAGUGCACGGGAAGGCUUGCACUCGUGGGGACCGCGAGAUCUACGAAAAGGAUAGAGGGAGGAAGCGGCCGAGUGGUAGUUCGGGGGGACAAUCGAAUUCCAGGAGGCCCUCGAAGUACCCACGAUCGCAGUCUAAGGGCCGCGGACCGCACCGAUGUGUUGUUUGUGGUGGAAAUCAUCGGCCUGGGGAAUGCAAGUAG
Molecule: messenger RNA, 705 nt
Organism: Ananas comosus (pineapple)
Lineage: Eukaryota; Viridiplantae; Streptophyta; Magnoliopsida; Poales; Bromeliaceae
Exons: 1
Coding region: 1-705 (234 amino acids)
Source: RefSeq, a predicted model, not a curated record